This is a messenger RNA of Chelonus insularis, 3719 nucleotides long. Its product is annotated as histone acetyltransferase KAT6A-like. NCBI's taxonomy places the organism in Eukaryota, Metazoa, Arthropoda, Insecta, Hymenoptera, Braconidae. Gene Ontology annotation, biological process: regulation of transcription by RNA polymerase II. Gene Ontology annotation, molecular function: chromatin insulator sequence binding. Bases 413 to 3565 code for a protein of 1050 amino acids. The record is from RefSeq and is a predicted model, not a curated record. The transcript has 8 exons. Gene Ontology annotation, cellular component: chromosome.
ACCUGAUGAAUGUAACUAGAAUCAACUAGAGAGCCAAGAUUAUACGACAGCUAGAUACAGGGGGAAGUACGAAUAAAGUGGGGGUGAAGUGAAGCUCUUUCUCCGGCACGCUCACAAUGUUUCACCAAGACCAGCGCAUGUCACUAGUCGUGCUCUUAGAGAAUACAACAUACCAACGCUGAACAGAUUCUGAACCUCUGACCGCCGUGUAUAACAGUUGAUUUUCACUCGUCUCUGCCCGUUCGGUGUAAUUUUCAUUGCCAAGACGCCAUAUUUAAGUUAACACCGUGGGUAAAGACGAACUUUCUGAAGACCAUUGUAACAAAAAUGAUUUAUUAAAAAACAAAAACAUUUAACACAACAAUAACUUUGCGAUAAGGUUAUUUAUUGUCUCCAUUACUGUUGACAAUGAAUGUUGGAAAUGAACAGUCCAUUGGAACAAGAUUUUGAUGGAUUUGAUUUCCCGGCCAAAAAUAAAAUCCGUACAGAAGAAUCGGAUAGUGAAUUACCAAUUAUUGAAGAGCCAAUAAACAUCACAAAACCACUGGAGUGUGGAUCCGAGGAUUUGCCACAGUGUGAAGUUUGUUCUCAACAAUUUUUAACAAAAAAAGAAUUGCGAUCACAUAUUACUCUUCAUCUAGGGCAACCAAGAAUAAUUUUAAAAAGGUGUACUAAUUUGCAAAACGUCAAGAAAAAGGAAAAAAAUACAUAUUGUCUAAGUCAAGAAAAAAAAGGAUCAUUAAAGUUGACACUUAAGAAACAAAAUCAUCGUAAUUUUGCUGUUAUCAGCAGAGAUUUAGAUCUUGACACGAAUAAAACACGAUUUGAAGAAGUGGCAGGUGGUAAAGAAAGUGAUGACCAUCCUGUGGAGAAAGAAAAUGAAGAACAAGAUGAAGCACAACAAUACAAUAAUGUGAUAAAUAAUGAAAACAGUAAAUAUCAAGAUGAUCAAUAUAAUAAUAAUGAUGAAGAAAACUUCACUGAUGAUAAUGGCAGACCUUCCAUGGAAAUUAAUGAAGGUGAUUCAGGUGUAGGAAGCGAUAUGGCAAAUACAUGUGAAAAAGAAGAUCAAAUUGUUGAUGAUUUACAAUCAAAUGAUCAACCAGAAGAUGAAACAAGCCAUAUCGUAGAAAGUGAAAAUCCUGAAGAAUCAGACCCUUUAGAAGCAACGUGUAGGGAAACAAUUGAAAAUUUAAAAAAAUUAGGGGAACAUUCAAGUUCGAUCCGAGAGGAUAUGUCGCCUAGGAGUGGAAAUAAAAGCCCUGACGAAUCUUCUGAAAUAAUAAACUCUCGUGUUGAGGAAGAAAAUGUACUUCAACUUUUAGCUAAAAAUUCAGCAAUUGAAAUUCGUGCACCGGAAAGAUUAAAAGUGAACAAAAAUAUUGAAAAAUCACAAUCAACUUUGAGCAUUGACUGGAGUCAGUUAUCAGAAGAUUCAGCAGAUAAAAAUGACAACAACUCGAGAAAUGAUAACAAUGAAAUUUCAAAGGAUAUUGGUGAUAAUAACUCAGAUCCAAAUGUUUUACUUCAUUCUUUAUUAAGUGAACAUAAUAGAAAAGAAGAUGAGGAGAGAUCACCAUCCCGUUCAUCACCAGUUGAAACAGAAUAUGUUCCGCUAGAAAAAUUAGCUGAGACUGUGAAUAAAUGUCGGGUGUGCAAUGAAAAGUUCAAUGAUAUAACACAGCUCGAUGAACACAAAUCUCAAGCUGGUCAUUAUCAGUGCAAUGUUCCUGACUGUUCAACAUUAGUAUUUAGCACACUAAUGGAAGUAUCAGUUCAUAAGUCUCAAGCUCAUGGAGCUUCAUUAUCACCAAGUAUAAGUAUUACUCCAACACAUGUGGCUCAAUCAUCUCCGCGACUCAGAGAAAAUUCUCCAAGUAUGAGUCACAGUAAUUCACCUCAUUUAGCAAAUCAUUCACCUCACAGUGUUAAUGUUGAACCAAUAAACCCUCUUCAAAUCAGUCGAACAUCUCCUUUAACUCAUCAAACACAUUCACCUACAUUUAAUUCUCAACAACAGAUAAUUCCUCCUGUAAAUUUUGAACAACUCCCGGCGCCAGUUCAACAACUGGCUCAACAAGUACAAAGAAUGGCACUACCUCAACCUCAAAUGCCGUCAUCUCUUCAACCAGGCUCUAAUACUAUUAUUCAUGGAGCAAAUUAUUUCGUUCCACCGCAAGGUCGACCAAUGUAUCGGAUAGCUGGACCCCAAGGAAUGCAAUAUCCAGCUCAUUUGGCACAUUUAUAUGGUGGACCUCCUCAAUACGGAGCUCCACCUUAUCCUCAAUAUCCUGCACCACCACAAAUGCAUCCUUCACAAAUGCCUCAACAAAUACCACGAGGAAGAUACCCUACGAUGAUUCCUACUACACGAGCUCCCCGAGCACCACCUCCAGCUCCUCCACAGGCUCCAGUGCCAAGGCAGAGAUUGAAAAGACCUAUUCAACCUACUCAACCGUCACAGAGAUCAGAUUUAAAUACUGUAGCCAAGCAAAGAAGAAUGGAUCUUUUAUUACCUGAUAGAAAUGAAGAUGCAGAUUGCCAUGUGAUUGCUCAGCAAAAAAGAAAUGAUGGAGUCCCAGUAAUACAAAAUGUUCAAGGUGCUACUACAAGUCAACCAACUAGUAGAAGUGAUUCAACUAUUCAUUUAACUGAUUCUAUUACUUUGAGUGUACGCCAACCAGGUUCCGCUCCAGCUCAAGUACAGAAUUCCGGUGCUGCCAGUGCGAAAAAACCUGAUGCCAAAGCAGUUGCGAAUGUUCUUGCAGCCAGAGGAAUUACAGUAACACCAACGGCAAAUAAAAACAAAACGGCAGAACAGCAAAAGCAACAAUCAACUUCAGCACAGCCACAACAACAACAACAACGAACUACUGGAAGGACAUCACCUCCUGUCAAUGUUACAGCGUUGAAUUUGAAUUCUGCAAUAUCUAUAAUACCUGCAAGCUCUCAAAGAAAACAAGCACAACAGCAAGAACAACAACAAUUUGCAGUACCUCAAAAUAAACAAAAUAAACCAACACAGCCAGAAGUUGAACGUCCACCAAGACCACCAACUGUCGAUCUGACCCAAGAUACGCCAACACCAACACCUGUGUUACCACCAGCAAGAAGGGGCCGACCCCCCAGGGCAGCGUUGAUGUGUCAAAUAUGUGAUAAAAGCUUUCAAAAUCAAGAAAUGUUGGUUCAACACAUGGCAACGCAUCGAACAAGCAAUAAAUUGUUGCAUAAGUGUAAUCUUUGUACGGCGCAAUAUCCAACAGCUCAAGAUUUAUUACUUCAUAAACAAAAUUACCACAAAGACGAUUCAAUAUCAACAAAUGGCAUAGAAUUGGCAAUUCCAGUUGUGGAUUUAAAAUCUCCUCAAACACUCAAUAGAUUAACGAGUUUAGGGAUUCAAAGUUAUAUUCCUCUAUCGCAACUUAGUGCACAAACCAAUGGUUAUUUUGGAUUACCCAUAAUAACUAUUGAUAGUCCAAGAAAUCCAAAUUCUUAUAAUUUAGCAGCACUUGGAGCUACAUCGAUAUUGAGUUUAGGGCCUUUAAAAUAUCUUUCUAACAGGUAACCAUAAUUAGAUAGAUAAUAAUGAUCAGUUUAAAAGCAUUUUUCAUUAAAUUUUUUGUUCUCGAAACCAUGACAAUUAAUUAUAUUUUCAUUAAAAAAAUAUAUAUAAUUUUAAAAAGUAGGAAAUACUUUAAAAUUAAUAAAUAAUUUAUCAA